Messenger RNA from Falco peregrinus (peregrine falcon), 1188 nucleotides. Its product is annotated as heat shock 70 kDa protein 12A-like. Lineage: Eukaryota; Metazoa; Chordata; Aves; Falconiformes; Falconidae. The record is from RefSeq and is a predicted model, not a curated record.
AUGUCUGAGAAUCUGAUCAUUGCCUUGGAGCCGGAGGCUGCAUCACUGUGGUGCAAACAGCUUCCACAGGAAGGGUUUAUGGCAGAUGACAGUGACAAGAAGAAGUUUGAAAACUCCCCUGGGAUCCAGUAUGUUGUCGUUGACUGUGGAGGUGGCACAAUAGACAUCAUGGUACAUGAGAUCCAAGAAAACCGUUUACUGAAGGAGUUACACAAGGCAACGGGAGGUGGAUGGGGAGGCAACAGUGUGGAUGAAAACUUCACUCUUUGCCUCAAGAAAAUAUUUAAUGAUGGAGUAUGGGAUGAAUAUGUACAGAGCCACCCUUCCGAAUUACGGCAUAUGAUGUACAACUUUAGUAUACAGAAAUGCUUGACUGGCAGGGACGCCAUCUACAUACAUUGCUACCACAACUUGACCAGAGUGGCAGAGCACAAGAAGGACAUCUCUCACUUCUUCAAAAAUGAAGAAGGAGCUGUGUGGUGUGAUGGGAUGAUCAUGAUUACCUAUAAGAAAAUGAAAAGCUUUUUUGACCACCAUAUCAAAAAUAUCACGAGGGAGAUUCUUGACAAGCCUAAAAUGGCCAAGGUUAAGUACAUUUUGCUUGUGUGAGGCUUUGCGUCUAGUAUUAUCUUGAGAGAUGCAAUCAGGCAGGCCUUUAGCAAGAAGUAUCAUAUCCUUUGUCCAAUGGAAGUCCAAGUGGCCAUUGCAAAAGGGGCUGUUUUAUUUGGAGUCAGUCCACACGUUAUUGCCUCAAGAGUCAGCGCUUGGACAUAUGGCAUAGCAGUAAGUGAGAAAUUUGAUGCUUCUAUCCAUCCCUUCUGUAAACAAAGGGUUUCAAAAGCUGAUGGCUUUGUUUAUUGCACGGAUCUCUUCAAGAAAUUGGUGGGAAUUGAAGAGGCAGUGAACAUAAAUGAAGGUGUGCACUAUGAUUUCUAUCCAACAGAACCAGAUCAAACAGAAGUAUGCUUUUCUUUCUAUUGUACAGAAAAGCAGGAUGCUCAGUACAUAGAUGAGGAAGGGUUGGAAAAGCUUGGCUCCGGUACAGUGCCAAUGCCAGACACAAAGCUGGGGAGGAAACGCCAGCUGAAGCUGGAUAUUAAAUUUGGGCUCACUGAAUUUAAAGCCACAUGUACUGAUGUUAUUUCCAAACAAAGUUGGGCAAUUAUGAUAAAUUUUUUAGCUAUGUAA